CUCCCAGAUCUGUAAAUAAACCCCAUGUGCUUUAGACCUCGUCGGAUCUCCUGCCUCCAGGUCACGGAUUACAUUCUCACGUGCUGCGUUCACCGCUGACAGGAGGUGCAGCGCUGCGUUUUGUGCGUGCACGAACCAUCAUGCACAUUUACAAUAUUCUCAUGUGCAUAACUACAAGUCUUUCCUGUCGGUGCGUCCCUAAGCUGAAAUGCAGCGCAGCUGGUGUUGUGUUUCAGGCUGUUUUCUAACGGUUAUCGCUUUUAUGGGGACAUCUGCUGUAGAAAAGUGGUGGUGUGACCUGAAAGAAUUGUUCGUAUUAAUUAUAAUUAUUUAAAUCUCAGUGAUAAUUUUCUUUAUUGUUGCCGCAUUUCACCAGUGGUGAUUUCUCGACUAGUGCGACCUCCGGCAGCAAAUCCAGCAUCCGUCAUUGCAUUCAGCCGGACUCUGACGUCCAUCCCAGGUUUUACCAGGCUGACUCUGACUCACAGGAUGCGCUGAGCGGCGCAGUUUCCACGGGUACAGAUCCACAAACGUCCACCCCUCCUCGCGUCGCCUGGUUAAAGCUAAUCCUCAUGUUGUACAGAUCUGCAGAUCGCCAUCGCGGGAUCUUGUUCGUUGCUCAUAUGUCAAAAUGUGAUUAUAUGAUGGUGAUGCCACAGGCUGCUGCUGCUGCUGCUGCUGCCGCCGCUUCUGUCAGUUUAGGUUAACCUGGCAGCUUCCGGGGAAUCCUUGCAGGACAGCAGUGUCUCACAGGACGCUGAACGCUUUGACCUUUUGACUGUCAGCGAAUGACAAAUCAAAGGUCGGCGUCUAUGAAAGAAGACUCAAAGCGCAUCUCCACCGCGGCACAAGACGGCGCUCCCGGGAGGAUGGUAGAAACCGCUCUGAAAGCUGGUCGAUAGCGGCGGAGACAGCUUCAGCGUCGGCAGAGGGAGCAGCAGCGGAAACAGCACACUCGCAGGCUCCAUAGCGGCCACCCUUGGACCGAAGGCAGGCCCGCUGAGAGAGGAGGACUGCAGCACCAUGGACAGCUCAGAUAUGGAUGCCAGUUAUGGAGGAGGACUGUUGGAUAUGGUGAAGGGAGGAGCCGGGAAGUUCUUCAGCAACUUCAAGGACAACUUGAAGGACACACUGAAAGACACCUCCACCAAGGUCAUGCAUCAGGUUGCCACGUACACAAAAGGGGAGCUGGACAUUGCCUACAUCACAUCACGGAUCAUAGUGAUGACCUACCCAGCAGAGUCGGUGCAGAUUGGCUACCAGAACCACGUAGAGGAUAUUCGCUCCUUCCUCGACAGUCGCCAUGCUGACCACUACACUGUCUUCAAUCUAUCACAGCGCAACUACCGCGGCGCCAAAUUCUCCAACAGGCUCUCUGCCUUCUAUGCCAUUUUUAUGCAUCUGUUUCUGUGCUUCAUGCUGUUUUCCUCAUUCUUGCCUCCUCUCUUAUUUCUCGUGCCACCUCCUUUCCAGGUUUCAGAGUGCAACUGGCCUUCCCGCCAGGCUCCCAGCCUUCACAACUUGUUUGCUGUGUGUAAGAACAUGCACAACUGGCUCAAACAGAAUCCAAAGAAUGUGUGUGUCAUCACCUGCUCGGAUGGUCGCGCUCCCUCGGGUGUUUUGGUGUGUGCCAUGUUCUGCUUCUGCCACCUCUUCAACAAUCCUGUUCCUGCCAUGCAGCUGCUCAGCGCCAAGAGACCAGAUUCUGGCCUCUGGCCCUCGCACCGCAGGUACAUAGGCUAUGUGUGUAGCAUGGUAUCAGAGAAGCCCAGUCUACCCCACUCCAAGCCCUUGGUGAUCAAGGCCCUCACAAUGAGUCCGGUCCCCUGCUUCAACAAGCAGCGUAGCGGCUGUCGGCCCUUCUGCGACAUCCUCAUCGGAGAGACAAAGAUCUUCACCACUGCGCAGGAGUAUGAGAGGAUGAGAGAGCACAGGGUCCAAGAGGGUAAGGUAGUUUUCCCUCUGGGUGUGAGUGUGCAAGGAGACGUUGUUGUGUCAGUCUACCACAUGAGGUCAACCAUUGGAGGGCGUCUGCAGGCCAAGGUGUCCAACACCCAGAUCUUCCAGAUCCAGUUCCACACUGGCUUCAUUGCUCCUGGUACCACAAUGUUAAAGUUUAACAAGCCAGAGCUGGAUGCAUGUGACUCUCCUGAGAAAUACCCUCAGCUUUUCCAUGUCAUACUGGAUGUGGAGGUGGAGGGCGUGGACAAGCAAAAAGACCUGACGCCACCAUGGGAGCAGUUCCCCUGUAAAGACCUCAGCCCCAACGUGCUCUUCUCCUGCCAUCAGGAGCAUCAGGAUGCACUGGCUAUCGCUGAGCCGAGCCGGCCCCAUGGCGGUCCAGACGGUCGGGGCCACGGCGAGGAGAGCGAGCCCUCAGACGAUGAGAUGAUCUCUCUCUCCAACCAGCGAAGCAACGCCAGCGCAGCCCCCCAGAAACCCAACCCCCCUUCGACCAUGCCAGCUGCCCAGGAACCUCCUGAAGAAGUGGAUCUUCUUGGUCUUGAUGGAGAGGAGAUCAACUGCCCGUGUCCUUCAUCUCAGCCUAAGUCUACUGCAGUCACAACCACUGACCUCCUAGGUGACCUGUUCGGGGGGCCACCCCAGCCACCCAGUGGGCCCUCAUCUGCCCAAUCUACACCACAUAAAGUCGUCCCAAACACUGCCUCGCCAUGCCCCUCUCCUGCACCACCAGCGUUUGAUCCCUUUGGGGCAGGUCCCAUGCCUAAGCCUCAGGACAUGAUGGGUUCAUUCCUUGGACCAGGUAAUGUGGGGCAGCCAGACCCCUUCCUGCAUGCAGCUCGCUCUCCAUCACCCACCCUGCAGCCUACAAGCUUGGGCCGGAGUUCCCCUGUCCCUCCCACCACCCCAACUGUCAACAUUCAGCAGCAAAAUGCCAUGGGAGGAUGGGACUGGAACCGACCCGCCACCACAACCACAGGAGCUGGCUUUGGCAGGGGCAGUCGUUCAGCCACCACUAGCCCCACUGGUUCGGUUCACAGCACCCCCACCCACCAAACCAAGCCAAACACCUUGGACCCAUUCGCUGACAUAGGCAACCUUGGUGGAAGCCUUGGAGGUUCUGGCUUCUCCAGCAAACCCACCACACCUACUGGAACAACCCCUUUCAUUCCUCCCAUGGGCUCCCCAUCGCGACCUCCUCCAUCUCCCCAACAUGCAGAAGGUUGGCAGUCCCACACAGGAGCUGGCUUCCCCUCGUGGCAGCCUGGUGCUGGUACUGGUGGAGGCUGGCAACCCCAGGGACAGGGCCCUGCCCCGCAGCCAAAGCCCAGCCCCAGCCACACCCCGAUGCCUCACACAUCGCCCCAGAACCGACCCAACUACAACGUCAACGUCAACGUCAACUACAACUUCUCUGCAAUGGGCUCACCUAGCGCAGGGAGCAAAGCACAGGCUGGCAUGGGUUCUAAGCCCAAGGCCUCAGAUGCCAACUUUGAUGACCUGCUGUCUGGUCAGGGUUUUUCGGGGACCAAAGAGAAGAAGGGGCCCAGGACUAUUGCAGAGAUGAGAAAGGAGGAGAUGGCCAAAGAGAUGGACCCUGAGAAACUAAAGAUUCUGGACUGGAUCGAGGGGAAGGAGCGUAACAUCCGUGCUCUGCUGUCCACCAUGCACACUGUGCUGUGGGAAGGAGAGACACGCUGGAAGCCUGUGGGCAUGGCUGACCUGGUUACACCAGAACAGGUCAAGAAGGUCUACCGCAAAGCAGUCCUGGUCGUCCACCCCGAUAAGGCGACAGGACAGCCCUAUGAACAAUAUGCCAAGAUGAUCUUCAUGGAACUAAAUGACGCCUGGUCAGAAUUUGAAAGCCAAGGACAAAAACCCCUCUACUGAAUACACAGUGAAGGGAAGUGAGCGAGGAGAGGGCGUCCCUGCCGAUUCUGUCACCAAAUCCUAAAAAUGCAUCAUCGCCUCUGGUCAGCAUAUCACCACCCUCUUCCCUCAACAUCUGCCUUUAUAUCUGUGCUAUGACCUGUAUGACCCGCGACCUUCUCACCACACACACACACAGAACACACAGCAUCCAGUUGCUCUGCAAAGACCACAAACGACUACAGAACUUCGGCGCCCAGACUUACAUUGUUACUGAACUAAUGACUCCCUGUACCUCAAAUGUACCUCCUGUAUGUAUGUGGUGCAACAUUGUCCUCCCUUGUUGAGUGUCCUUAGCCCUGAACCAACCCAUCAGUCAAAGCAGAUGUCCCCGGGAUGUCUAGAGAAACACAGAAACGUUUGAUUCAGUGGAGUCCGAUCAAAAGACAGCAAUAGACGAAUCGGCAUGCAAGAUAAGAAAAAAAACACAUCAGGGAGUAAACUUAGCAAGCAUUUCACAGACUGCUCUAAAUAAGGGAUUCAGAGCGCCUGAUAGUCUGUAAGGCACAAAAAGCAUUUAACAGCAAUCAAGCUAUUUAUACACAAAGCAUCCAGUUGUGUAGGCAGAUUUUGCCUCAUACUUUGUGUCAAAAUUGGAUUCAUGAUCAGUUCUGUUGUAUCAAACCUAUGAUUUUUCAUGCAAUUAAAUGUUCCUAGAAAUAUGAAAAAAAAGUACAACAAGUUACUACAUGUGUUUCAGUGAAAAUGAACUGGAGUCAAACCUUUUAUAAAUAGGCCAUUUUAAAGGUACCAAUUAACAAUCCAAUAUAUAUAAUAUGAAAAAUAAAGAAAGCAAACUACAGUUACUGAUUUUGAUUGUUGCUUUGAUUACAGGCUGGCUUCCAUCCCCAUUAGCCUUCAAAUGUGUUCUGCUGAGGAUAACUGAAAAUGGAAAACUAAACUCAAUAAAAAAACAAUAAAAGGAAAGCUGCUACAAUUUAAAAUACCUGACUUAAAUAUCAAAGAGGCAGAUUAACGAAAAGACGUUGUGCUGCAGGAGAGUGAUUUAUCAUUGUUGUGUCUGAGUGAUCCGGCCUUGUGUGUGGGGAUUGUAUGCUGUAUUAUAGGAUUAGCACAUGUACAGUUCCGGACAUGAAGCACCCUGCGGCCUCAUGCACACUCACUCAUACAGUAAGAUAUAUUUUUUGGGGACGAGAUCUGUGAAAGCACAACCUGACAACUUUGCUGUGUGUAGCCUUGAAGGGAAGCCAUUGUUAUUUAUUUAUUAGUCACGUUUGUCCGUUUUCAUGCUGUUGCUUUGUGCAUCAGACCUGCUGUAUUUUGGUUUAAAUGACAGCACUGCAUGUCAUCAGCUAAUGUGUGCAAAAAACAAGUUUGAGGGUGUUUUGGCCAUUAACUCAUCAACUGGCUGUAAGAUUAUAUCACAUUCUUUCCUUCCAGCUUGUGUUCUUAAAGACCGUAACAUCUGACAACUGCAAUGCUUAGAGAGUUGAGGAUUUUCUCUCAAAAUACUGUAAGGCUGAUGAGUGGAUUAACAUAUUUCAGAGUUUCUAAUUCCUCUCAGGUCCCGGUCCAUGCUGUCAUCUUUUAUCACGAUACUGAUUUGCAACAAUUGCAACUUUUUUUGUGUUGUUUUAAGCGCUUUGUGUGUAUUGUUUACAUCAAUGACACUAAUUAUUUAUAAUUUACCGUGCAGCUUUUUAUCUGGAUGAGUAACACCACUUCAUAUCAACAGUGAGGUACAGCACACACGGCUCAAAGUAUCAACAUUUUUUCCUGGAGCUGUACGUGUUGCAGGCCAAAUAGUCUGAAUCCAGAGCAGACGUCUGCGAAUACACUGGCUGAUGUGAUUGUCCCUCUGUAUGACAGGAAACUGGCUUCUGACAUUGUCCUCUUGUGUCAAAAGUAUUUCAUAGUGCUAGUAUGGAGUCCAGGGGCCAGUGACAAACAUAUGCAAAAAAUAAAAUGUGUGUAUUUACUUGUAAGCAAGUGGAAACUGAACCUGGGGGUUUGAUCUUUUCACAGGACACUAAUGAGAUCCUAUAACAUCCUCACCUUGAUGUGUUACUCUACUGGAAACCCAGAGGGGCUGUUUUAUUCUGAUGUUGGACUUAAAUCUCAAUAAUGUAUUUAAAAUCAAUUUUAACACACACAA
Molecule: messenger RNA, 6007 nt
Organism: Scatophagus argus
Lineage: Eukaryota; Metazoa; Chordata; Actinopteri; Scatophagidae
Gene: dnajc6
Product: DnaJ (Hsp40) homolog, subfamily C, member 6
Exons: 19
Coding region: 1024-3852 (942 amino acids)
Biological process (GO): clathrin-dependent endocytosis; synaptic vesicle uncoating
Cellular component (GO): intracellular membrane-bounded organelle; postsynaptic density; cytoplasm
Molecular function (GO): clathrin binding
Source: RefSeq, a predicted model, not a curated record